Messenger RNA from Gadus chalcogrammus (walleye pollock), 5574 nucleotides. RefSeq names its product Janus kinase 1 (gene jak1). Lineage: Eukaryota; Metazoa; Chordata; Actinopteri; Gadiformes; Gadidae. Gene Ontology annotation, molecular function: cytokine receptor binding; ATP binding; non-membrane spanning protein tyrosine kinase activity. The transcript has 14 exons. The record is from RefSeq and is a predicted model, not a curated record. The coding region runs from base 1 to 1797 and encodes 598 amino acids. Gene Ontology annotation, biological process: cytokine-mediated signaling pathway; cell differentiation; intracellular signal transduction. Gene Ontology annotation, cellular component: membrane; cytosol.
AUGAACCGCUCUGCUGACCUGACCACCUUCACUGUCCCCUCUGAAGGAAUCAUCAGCCCUCCUUUGUUCUUCAGAGAGGAGCACCUAGGUCGGGGGACAAGGACCAACAUCCUCCUGGGCACCCUCCGGGUCCGAGGCGAGGAGGACGAUGAGGACGCCGGCUUGUCCUCCUACCAGGAGGUCAAGGUGGUCCUCAAGGUGCUGGGCUCCAUCCACAGAGACAUCUCCCUGGCCUUCUUUGAGACGGCCAGCAUGAUGCGACAGGUGUCCCACAAACACAUAGUGCUGCUUCAUGGAAUGUGUGGCCGCAACUUGGAGAAUAUAAUGGUGGAAGAGUAUUUCCAGCUGGGUCCUCUUGAUCAGUUCAUGAUGAGGCAGCAAGUCCCACUCAGCACUUUGUGGAAGUUCCAGGUGGCCACGCAGCUGGCCUCAGCCCUCAGCUACCUGGAGGACAAGAAGCUGGUCCAUGGCUUCGUGUGCACCAAGAACAUUUUGCUGGCCAGAGACGGCCUGGAUGCCAGCGAGGGAGGACCUUUCAUCAAGCUCAGUGAUCCGGGCAUACCCAUCACUGUGCUCACCAGAGAGGAGUGUGUGGGCCGCAUCCCGUGGAUCGCACCAGAGUGCAUCAAGACGGUGAACAACCUGAGCGUGGCGGCUGAUAAGUGGGGCUUCGGGACCACCCUGUGGGAGAUCUGUUACAACGGAGAAGUGCCCCUCAAGGACAAGAUGCUCACGGAGAAGGAGCAGUUCUACAGCGCCGAGUGCCAGCUGGCCACCCCGGACUGCGAGGAGCUUGCUCAACUGAUGACCCACUGCAUGAACUAUGACCCCAAGAUGAGACCAUUCUUCAGGGCCAUCGUCAGAGACAUGGACAUGCUGGUGGAACAGAACCCGUCCAUCAAGCCGGUACCCACGCAGGAAGUGGAUCCAACACGCUUUGAGAAGAGGUUCCUCCGGAAGAUCAGAGACCUUGGAGAGGGUCACUUCGGCAGGGUGGAGCUGUGCCGCUAUGACCCCCGCGGAGACCGGACCGGGGAGAUGGUGGCCGUCAAGUCCCUGAAGCCCGAGAACCGAGAGGAGCAGAACAACAACCUGUGGAAGGAGAUCGGGAUCCUGAAGGAGCUCUAUCACGAGAACAUCGUCAAGUACAAGGGCAUCUGCCAGGAGGAGGGAAGCCCGGCAAUCAAGCUUAUCAUGGAGUACCUUCCUGAAGGCAGUCUGAAGGACUACCUGCCCCGCCAUCGGAACAAGACCAUCAAUGACCUGAUUAGCUACGCCGUGCAGAUCUGCAAGGGGAUGGAGUACCUGGGCCGGCAGAACUACAUCCACCGGGAUCUUGCGGCGCGUAACGUGCUGGUGGAGAACGAGUCGACGGUGAAGAUCGGAGACUUCGGCCUCACAAAGAGCAUCAAGGAGAACAAGACAUACUACAAGGUCAAUGACGACCACGACAGCCCCGUCUUCUGGUAUGCCCCAGAGUGUCUGCUCCAGCGUAAGUUCUUCCUGGCGUCUGACGUGUGGUCCUUCGGCAUGACCCUGUACGAGCUCAUCACGUAUUGCGACCCCCACUCCAGUCCCAUGGCGCUGUUCCUCAAAAUGAUGGGCAAGACUCAUGGUCAGAUGACCGUCACCCGAUUGGUGACCAUUCUGGACGAAGGGAAGAGGUUGCCACGACCAGAACCUUGCCCAGAGGAGGUGUACAACCUGAUGCGCAAGUGCUGGGAGCAUGCCCCAGAUAUGAGGAUCACCUUCCAGCAGCUGAUCGAGGACCUGUCCCGCAUGCUGCAGAAGCCCUGAGCCCAGAGCUCUUUCGCCAGCUCGGUCCUUCAAUAGUACCACACCCCCACGCCCCCUCUAUCCUUGCCCACAGGUGUAACCGAGUUUGCGCUGGAUAGACGACACACGCACACUCACUCGCUCACUCACACAGUACAACUCAGGAGUCUGGGUUCCAAGGACUACAUGUACACAGAUGUCCUCUGCUUCUGUUAUGUCCUCCAAACUCACACACAUACACUGUAAACCGGACAUUCUCCAGAUUAUACCCGGAGGGGCUAUAUGUGUGACAGCAAAUGCCAGAACCCGCCCCUCCGGGGUUAAUCCGGCCAGGCCCCCAGUAUGAAGUCCGGAGAAUUCACAACGAGCGAUUGGGCGUGUUGAUGUUUCUAUCAUGCGACUGGCGCGAAACCGGGAGCACGGAGUGUAUCUGCUUCAUACUUUUCUCUUCUCGCAAUUCCCGCUUCCCACCCUUCUGUUGAUAUUGUGGAUGCGUCGAAAUAAAGGUAGUAUUUACAUCGCCACAAAAAGGGUCAGCAUUCGAUGUCUUAGCAGCCCCACCCGCCAUCUUCGAUGUGUUUUAAACAAAGCACUGUGACUUCCGCUGCAUAUUUUUUGCGUCACGUCCGGCCUCCUACACGCUCCAACAAGGCACCACUCCUCUCCCAAGGUAUACAGAGUAUCUCCAAUAUGUGUGAACACGUCUGAUGCGGCUCAUCUCUGGCUGUGUGGUGCAUCUGUGAAAGGGCACCUCCGGAUCAUGUCCGGACCCGAUUCCCCAGAGAUGAUCCGGGGAUAAUAUGCGAAAUGCCUAUUACGCUUACUUUGGUAGCACUAUUUUAUCACGCGAAUAAUGUUUUUAUUUUAAUGAAAUGUACGCCAAAUGCAUUGAAACUGUAUUCCGCUGUAAGAAAUACCACUGUGGAAAAACAAACAGGGCAAUUCUCAGAUCAUUACCUGCAUUAAGCUUUUAUUUUUAUUUUUUUAAGUUCAAAGAAGGACCCACUUUUUAUUUGCCUACAAAGGCCCACUGAGAGAUCUCUCUCCCUCUAUUUCUUUCAAAUCCUUAAAAAUGUUCCCUCAUUUAUCUGUACCACUAUGAUUCAGUUUUUGCCUACUUGAUAAGGUUAUUUUGCUUGUUAUAUUUUUUCUCAUGGGACAUGACUACCGGUAUAUCCGCUGUAAUUUGUCCUCAUGGCCCUGAGACCCAACAUGAUCUAUAUCUAUCAUGUAGUAUGGCUAUAUCUGGGGGGAAAUUCCGUGAAUAAAAGUUUAGGUUUCUGAGGGGGCCUGUGACCUGACCGCUGCCCCACAGUGACUGAGCAGGAGGAUGGCUUCGUCCCACCAUGGAGGUCUGCAGCCAGUUUCUGCUGCCUCCUGCUGCUCUGGGGCCACCGUGUGGCAAAGGAUCCAUUCAAACAAAGGACUCAACUUCUUACCAUAAAUUUUUGCACUAGAAUGUUAUGUCUCUGUCUCUCCUCUCCCUAUCUGUCUCUAAGUCUCGGUGUGUCUCUCUCUCUCUCUCUCUCUCUCUCUCUCUCUCUCUCUGUUUUUGUCUGUCUGUCUGUGCUGAAGGACAUUUCGGAAACGGACAGUAAAAAUCUGGUGGGGAAAAUAUAACGAUGUUGGAACAUUGAGGUUUUAUUUCUUUGGUUUUAUUUUUUUAUCGAAGCGAUGCUUUUGGUUGGCCAGCACCUACGAUUUUCAGCCUCUGUUGGCUCUUCUUCGGAUUCCAUGUGUUACGAAGAGGUCUUUAGCCAGUAGGUUUUCCAACCCUUCUCCAUGUUGGUAUUUAGGUAUAUUUAGCUUAUUUAAACUCGUAUAUCAAAGCAGAACUUUACUAUAUGGUUAUUAAGCGUCUCCAUUUAUACUAAAUAGGCGUGAUUAUCGUUUUUUUGAACAUGAAGGUUCAUUCGUGCAAUGCUCUCCUGAAGCUCUUCAUGUCUCUUCUUUGGGUGACCAUACACUAGCUAGCUAUCUCCAUAAAGGCGCACGUUUGAGGGCCACAUCGGAUAAUUUAUUUUAACCAAUAUGGGUAUCAAAACUCAGAAGAUUACUCCCCCUUUUUCUAUUUUCAAUAAGAACUUAUAUCAGGAUGAGGUUUGAGAAGGAUUCGGAUUGAGAAGGAAAGGAAACGUUUUCUUAUUUUUUGAAGAGCAAUAAUGUGAUUUAUUUUAAAGGACCUUACAAUUACAUACUAUAAAAUGUUUUAUUCCUGUUCAUCCCUUUUCGUUUUUUUAUCCAUUUUCAAAUUCUAAGCAGAAAGAGACAUGUUUAUACUAUAUUAUUGUGCAUAAUAAAUGAUUUCAGCAGAGGGAUUGGUCUGAACCUGGUGAUAAUUCAAACAAGCCAUUUGAGAAAGAAUGUCAGGCCUUUAUCAAGCGUGCCUUGCAUCAUCACUAUUGUUAAACGUGUGCUCAAUGUGAUCAUAUAGUCAUUGUUGACAAUGAAAAGUGUAAGGUGAACCGUUUAUUGUAAGACAAUGUUUUUUUAUUCAGGAACAUAGAUUCUUCUGCAAAAAAGACCUUAUAUAUUUUUGAAAUAAUUGGACUAAAGAAUUGCUGUACAUACACAAAUGUACAAUGAAAAUAAAUAAAUAAAAUCUGCAUUCCUUGCCUUCAAAUGUGUCUGCCCAGAAGCUAAAAAGCAAAGAACCAUCCAUGGUAGUUGUAUGUAUACUACAAUGGUAAGCAUGCUGAAAUUCAAGUGCUUCUAGAAAUCUUAUUCAGAGUAAAACAAUAUCAAUAUUUCAAUAUAAAAUAUUUGAAAAUCUAAAGUAAAAUUCAAGCCAGAAAAAAGACUGACUAGACUAAAUUAAAAAGCAAAUUGCACAAAUAAUUAUUCUACCUACAUCAGUUAAAAUAUAAAUUGUAACAAGUUCAUAUUGCAAAGCUUUGUGACCACACAAAUAUUCCCUUCCCACUGGAAGUCCCUUCUCGCCACCCUCAAGUGUUUUCUAAACAGCGCAGGGGCCAGCGGCUCCGCUUUCUCGGGUGAAGGAGGAUGAAGGGCACGUCUCAUAGACCCCUGGCGACCCACAUCCACUUUCCCCAAGGGGAAACGUCCCAGACCCCCGGCGACCCACAUCCACCUCCCCAAAGUCAGUUUCAUUAAGUGCGACGAGUGAGCUGCAUUGCCAAUGCGAUGAACGUAGGCCUGCCCAGAGCCAUAGAGAGAUCUCUAUCACUCUGGGCCUGCCUAUAUAUUAAUAUAUGCCCAUGUAAUAAUAAUAAUAAUAAGACGUCCGAUUAUUGUAGCUCCUCCAAUGUGACUCACCAACAGUUUUUAUAGACCAAACUCGCCCCAUGCUUUUGACAGGUUGGCAUAUGUCAACGCUUCAGUGUAAAUAGACAUGGCGUUUUCCCCUAUUCUUGUUCAAUUGUUACAUACAUUACAUUUGGAGUCCAUAGCAAAGCAGGCCUUGCUCCACCCAUAGAAACACAACUCUAUGGCUAAAACUUUCCUAUAAUAACCAGAGAAAUUUCUGAAUGACCUUACACGAUCCUAGGGAACUGACAUCAGCUUGAGAAGAAUGGAGGGUCGUGGUGUUUUGGAUGAGGUUAGGGCCAAACGAAGCAUGAACCAGUCAGAAGAUGAAGGGAACACUGUUAAAUACAUUUGUCUUGAAGCUCAAUGCCCCCCCAAAAAAUCACAAAUAGUUUUAGAUUCCCGUUGGUUGUAUGUAGACCAGGAGGGCAGAGUAGCCUACAAGAAAUGCCCAUUAUUAUAAAUGUAUGACCAUCUUUCUAACUAUAAGAAAAAGGAAGGUCUGCAAACUGUUUAAAUGCUCCAGAAGUG